Molecule: messenger RNA, 510 nt
Organism: Acaulospora colombiana
Lineage: Eukaryota; Fungi; Glomeromycota; Glomeromycetes; Diversisporales; Acaulosporaceae
Source: the annotation of a GenBank genome assembly
AUGGAUGGUUUCUCACUUGAAGCUGUUCUCGAUGGGAAACUGAGAAGAUAUCUAAGGAUAAGGACAAUUCUGCCUUCGCUUAAUGCUUACGAGCACAGGCAAGAUUUGUCAGUAAACUCCCAAGGGAACGCCCAGCCAUCUCCAUGGACAAUUCUCAAUGCAACGCAACUUUUUAGGACUCCGGAAAUAUUGUUUGCUCUAACAGCAACACCCCCACCCUCCCCCUCCCCCUUCGAUUUUGCUCUUCUGUGUCCUAGUCAUGAUACAAGCCGAGAUGUCCUGAAUUACUCGAUACCAUGUAUAUUCAAAACGAGUUGGACAGGCAUAAUCGGCAAUCUUCAUCUCCAAGAAAAGGGAAGUAUUAGACUAAUUCCGUCAGAGACUGUUCCAAAAUUGUUAAAGAGUCGUGGUGCCGCAGGUAAAUUAAAUAUGACAGGAGCACUGCUACUUCCUUCGCAUUACGAUGUGCUCAAGGCUGGUCUGGUGAUCCUGAUAGCUCACUCUGCAUGA